AUUUGAUGUAUUUCCUUGUGUGUUGAUUGCUUCGUGUGCGUGUAGUGUGGUUGGUGUCAUGCUGCACAUUGAUUGUGCACCCACACUCCAGCUUUCUCUGGUUGAGUGAGGAGAGCCCUGAUGGCAGGGCAGUGUGCUAGCCGUCGUAUCGCCAAUCCAUAACUCCUUCCUCUGGUGAUCGACUCAAUGUAGGCUGCAGGCGUGCGUGUAUCUAUGGUACCUCGGCAAUAUUUUCGUGUACUGCAAGCUAGCGCUUAUACUGUCCACCUACACACUGUUGUCCAAUCGUCGGUUCAUUUUGGUUAGCGGGCGACCAUCAAUCCCAAUCUUUCAACCUACCUUAUGUCGCUUCGAGCAUACUAAAUACAUACAUACAUCUUUUUGCUACCAUGAUCAAUGCAAUCAACGGCAGAAAGCACCUAAUCAACUAACAACCCUGUUCAGGCCAUACACCAGUUUACUGUUUUAGUGGUGAAACAAUAUUUGUGAACGGGGUGAGGAUUGUGGUGGAUCCGUGAUUUACCUAAUUUUAUGCCGAGUGGUGGUAAAACGUUUUUGAUCGCUGAAUACCGUGAACUGUGUUGUAGCUCUGUACCUUAUAGUAGACGUGCAAGCCGUUUUGUUAUCGGAUAAUAGCUCCCGACGCAUUAAGUAAACAGUAAUUGGUGUUUAUCUAGUGAUCCGUGAUCCCUCCCACGUGAACCAAAAGCAACAAUUCUGAAGGAAAGGGACAGAGGAACAUGAUAAAGAGAGGGUGCCGGUCGGAAGGUGAGGGGAGGGGCUGCUUUGCUUUUAAAUUUAAAUUUAAUUCCUCUUCCUGUUAAUUAAUUGAAUUAUUGGAUAUCCUUUUUUGCAAGGAAUGCUCGUUAUAUUUUAUUCCGAUAGAACCAAUCAAAUGAAAAUUAUCUGCCAUCACACACGGCGAGCCUGUUUUUAAGUGAGCAGCUUGUUUGACAGUGCUAAUUAUCCAUCAUUUUCUGCAUACGAUGCACGAUUUUGCACAACCAUUGACAUUGGAUGUAUAGGCUCUCAAUCGGCAUGCGAUCGGGGAUAUUACCCUUAGACUUAGACUACACGCAGCUUAGCGAAACGUACCGUAGAUUUGCGUAGCUGUCAAAUGGCAGUAGAAUGUUUGGGAUUCCACUGGGCCCUCCUAAUUGUACGUGUAGCGUAGUUAAAUGGCAGAAUACAUCAUUUUGCGUUUGGUUGGAAACUACGCAGCAACCCUAGGAUCUGUUCGGUUCCGCACCGACACAUCACUACUGGACAGUUUGAAUAUCCAUACAAUCAUUGCUAUUAUGUUUAUUUCGUUUUUUUUCACAAUGAUCGACUUGAGCAGAGAUUAUGUAGCGAUCAUAAUUUUGCUCUGCAGCAGUUGUAAAUACAGUUACCGUUACUAGCGGGAUGUUGAUAUUUAACGACAGGAAAUAGCGAUCUAUUCCACGCCGUUCCACGGCAAUAUGCGUGUGUGUAUAGAUAAGAGAAAUAGAAGAAAAAUGUAGGAGGGGAGGAGCGGAUUUACAAGAUAAGUUAACCUGAAGGUUUAAAAAGCAUAAACAUAUAGCGUGUUGAAACUCACUUUAUCUUGAUCGACAUUCUGGAUCCCUUGGCGAAGAACGCUGGCGGGAGAUUCGAUUUAAAUUCAAAUGGUGUAAAGUGCGGCAACAGCGCGCGCGGAGUUGCUGUCCACUUCGAACUGUGUGCGUGGAUCGUGGUUCGCACCGACUUUGGAAUGUCGAUGGAUAAGCUAAGCCGUAUGACUAGCAGCAGCAGUACGACUAGCAGCAUAAACAUUUGUAAAUAGUGAUUGCUAGCUACAUGUCCACAAGCAUGAGCGUGUGUAUGUGUCUGCGCUGGUGUGUGUAGGCGACGAGGAAGUAAGAAAUUUAAAUUUUUUUUCCAUUCUGGAUUAGCAAGAAUGGAUUCUGAUUAGAAAAGAUGUUUCUGACGUAGCAGACAUACGUACAUAACAACAAGCAUUCGAAUGCAAGUGGCUUCAUAAAACUCGGAGCGAAUCAUAUGAUCCAGCAACGAAUCAUAAACAGUUUUUUCUGUUCUGAUUUCCUUCCUACAAUCUAGUCUGGUACAAAGAUUUCACAGAGGUAAAUCCAGAGUGUGCACGCCAUUGAUAUAAAAAGAAUGACCGAGUGGGAAACGAAGACGUGUGGUUAUGCGAGAGUUAGAAAGAGAGAAAGAGCAAAGCGAGAGCACUGGAGUGUGAGCAGCGACAGAAUAAACAAUAACGGAUUCUGGCCGCUUGCUACCGCCACGUUGUCACCUAUCCUCACAUAUUACCAUCGUACCAUCAUUUGUGUGUUGAGCUGAUACGUGCGGGUGUACAUAUGCGUUAAGCGGCCCUUAGACGCACAAUACUAUUUCGUAAUAAUUGUAUGCAAUCUUUUCUUUCCAAAUAUAUUUGUCGUUUCUCGGCAACAUUGAUCAGAUUGCGUUACCAACUUAGAUCGAAGUUAAAUUUACUGAUAUCUCAAUAGCAUCAUCGGAAAUGGGGUAGCUGGGAACGCUAAUAGGAUGGCAAAUUUUUCAGUGCAACUGCCGACGGCACCACCUCAGCAAUCGUUUCGUAUAUGUUUGUAACACUACUGCUUCAUCAAUAUCAGAAUAAAGUGAAUGCAUUCGCAAUUAAAUCACAGUGGUUGUGCAGAAUCAAGUAGAUUUUCUAAAGUUGCUGCCAAAGAAACCGUUGUUGGUUGGUCAAUCCCAUGGACUCGUUCGAUUAGCAAGCCAAUUCUGCACGACCGAUCUUCCUUGCGCUCGAUCUCUGUGUUGCAAUAGACCGUAUCUGCACUGCUCUGGUAGUCUUUCGCUUGGCAUUUAGCUGCGAAUCUUCAAAAUUAUGCCCAAAGGGUCUAGUAAUGCAGAUUUACCACUCGGCUGGGAAGUCAACACCGACUACGAUGGCAAGAUUUAUUUUAUUGAUCACAUCAACAAGAAGACAACUUGGAUUGAUCCACGUGACAAGCACACUAAACCAGAAACUUUCGCCGAUUGCAUUGGCAACGAAUUGCCGUUCGGUUGGGAGGAGAGUUACGAUCCACAGAUUGGGACGUACUACAUCAACCACAACACGCAGUCGACGCAGCUGGAGGACCCGCGAUUGCAAUGGAAGAGUAAGCAGGAUGAGAUGUUGCGAGAGUAUUUAUGCUCAGCACAGGACACAUUGGAGGCCAAGAAGGAGAUUUUGAACGUUAAGACGCAAAGGUUACAUUUAGCACAGGAAGAGUACAAUCACCUCAAUGCACUAGCCGCUAGCCGAACCAGCCUUUGCUCGUCGACCAGCUCGUGCAGCACCAAGUUCGAUCCCGAGCUUCUGCGCGCCGAUUUGAACAUCGCGAAAGAGCGUGUAUUUCGGUUAAAAAAGGAACUGUAUAGGAUACACAAGGAGAUGCGCAGUACACAGAAAGGCGUUGAUACUUUAGCCAGCGUGGGGCAAAAAUUGAACUCACACAUAAACGGUUGCUACAACAUCAGUGAAGCACAGGCCAUUAUGGAGGAGGUGAAGAUGAUCCAAAAGUCACUGAUAACAGGCGAGCGGGAGAAAAAGGAAUUGAUGAAGAGCUUGGCGCAAGUGAAGGACGAUCUAACGCGGUUGCAGCUGCGCCAAGAGAGUCCGGACGCGUCUACCUUCAAUUUGGCACAAGAUCGCAUUUGUGCCGCAUCACAAACCGAUUUGUCAUCCGAAAACUUUCCGAUGGGUGCGCUAGAGAUGGCUAAGAUGCGGCAACGUUACGACGAGUGGCGUCGACGAGUGAAAGAAAUUCAGGAGCAACUAGCUGCUCUCGAGGAGAAGAUACGACCAGGAGAGCUGGAAUCAGACCAAGAUCGGUUACUACUAUUUCAAGAAAAAAAGCAGUUGCUGUUGGAGUAUCGUAGCAUCACACCCAAAUCGCGCUCACAUUCGGAGAUGCGGCGUAUUCAGAGCGUGUGUCGCCAAUUGGAAGCGGAUUUGAACAUGGCGUAUGAAGAAUCGAAUCAAUGCAUCGCACAUCGUUUAAAACUACAUGAAGAGAAACAAGCCUUGCUGCAACAACUGCUCGAAGCUCUCAAGGAGUUUACGCAUCUGGAGAUCCAAUUAAAGUCGCUUUCGGCUAGCACGUUGUCAAUUAGCAGCAGCUCUAGCCUCGGCUCUUUGUCAACUACAUCGAGCAAGGGUUCGCUUAGUGGUAUAAGCUUCACAGACAUAUACGGCGACCCGCUUUCGACCGAUCCCCAGAUUGAUACGGUCGAUAUGAACCGACGCGUGCAACAUUUGUUCCAUCCAAGUUCCGAUGUGUCGUUGUCCCCGCGAAGCAGCCUAUCGACCGAAACACGACCUGCAUCUCCGAUGAAACAUGAAUGGGGAACAGGUUGUGAGAAUGGAUCAAGCUACGCAGCAAACGUAACAUUUACAGGCAAUGCGACUAUCAAAUUACCUACGGGUACGAGUGGAGGCGUCCUACCCCCUCCGAUGGUUGCUUCCAGUUACACUUCGUGCGAGUACAAUUUCGACCGACAGCGCUUGGAAGAGCAACUGCAGGAUCUAAAAAUAAAACAACUUGGCAUUGUGCCUUUGUCGCCAAUCUACGAAAAACCAUCUUACCUAGACAUUACACCGGCUGUUCUAUUAAGUCGUUCGUCCUCCACCUCGAAUACACGCUCUGUUUCGACCACGAUUAGUGAUGAAUCGGUGGCCGGUGAUUCUGGUGUGUUUGAGGCCUCUCGGGCUCCCUUACUGACUAAGGACUGCGCCCAAGUGCAGAUCGGUAUCCGCUAUAUGAGUGACGACAGCACACUGUGCAUUUCGAUUGAGAAAGGGAGAAACCUAACAGCCCUCUGUCUACCGGAAAGCUGUCAGUUGUUCAUUCGGGCAAUACUUUUGCCAAUAAGCUCUUCGAUGGUAUCGGCAACCCAUCAUAUCCGCACCAACACAGUAGCGGAUUUUGCGAAACCAGUUUUCCAAACUGUACUCGUGCUACAGUUGCCCCUAGAAAAGGUUUGUACAAAGUCUUUGCAUGUGAAGGUGAUGGUACUCGUUGGACAACGAGAAGAUUGGGUAGGAAGUGCCCAGAUUAGCUUGGCAGAGUUCAACCCUACUGAUGCGUCCAGCAAGUGGUAUAACAUCAUAAGCCGAAAGUCAAUGAGCGAGACCGAUCAGAUUGAUGAAAGAACUGGUAGCUCGUCUUUGGUGAUUGGAAUUAAGGAAGAAUCAUCGGAUGAUUCUACCAUUAUAUCAUCUUCUCAAACAUCCACAUUAACGCGCAACCAAGGCCAGGAUGAGCUACAAUCCGUGAUGGAGUUGGCAGAUGAAUUUUCGAAUAACGACGACGAGGACGACGAUGAUGAAGAUGAAGAUGAGCAUGUAUAUGAAGUCGAGGACAUUGAAGAAGAAAGCUGUGAAAAAGUGCAGCUGGAGCCCAGAUCAUCCUAUUUGGGGAGAAAUAUAACUAAAGAUAAUAGUGUAGAAAGUUAUGUUAGAGGCGGCGAUCAGGGAGUAAAAUUGGAGUCCAGAGAGACUCAGUGGCAGGUGCAAGGUGUAAGUGCAGACGAUACUGAUCGAAUGAUAAAGAACUAUAUGAAUUGUGUUAGGGGGACCGUAGUUGAUCGGGAUCCUUGCCAUAAAGAAAACAAACAGGAGUUAAUUCUGACCGUCGAGGUGGCUGACAAGGAAACGAACACCGAGUGCGCCUUCUUGCCGGAACGGAGUCGCAGACGAUUAGAUAGUCACCAUUCUGGUGCUCAUCGGUCCACUACUUCUGCUACAAUCGAAGAGGGAUCGAUUGUCGAUGAUCGAUUGGUAAAACGAUCACAAACCUUUUCCCCAAGUGCCGUAGCUAGUAAGACCCGAUACAUAUGCCGAUUGAACCGUAGCGAUUCCGACUCUGCCAUGCAUUUCAACAAUCCCGUGACGCCUCAUCCGUUUAAGCGAGGCUCUGUUGAGCGACGCUCUCUUCGCUAUCAUAAUCGUGUAUCAAAAGCUAUAUAUCAUAAAAUGCACCCCGCAGUGCCACGCACCAGUCUAGAUCUGGAACUCGACCUGAAAGCACAACAAACGAAGCUCGAGACUUUGACUGACGAAAUCGGACGGUUACGCGAAUUGAAGUAUCGAUUAGAGCAAGCUCGUGAUAAUAACGAUGUAAAGGUUGCAACAUGGGCCCUGGAAAACGAAGAUUUUUUGCGACUCGUAAAAAGUGUGAAUACAGCAUCACCGGAGGAACGCCAACUAGCUAAACUGUUGAUGAAAACGUCCAAAGAGAUCUACAAGUUACGCAAGACAAAAGUCGGCAAGGGCAAGCUGGAUUCGAUAUCAUUUAAGGAAAAGAUGGCUUUCUUUACAAGGCGUGGUGUAUCGGUACCGGAACUACCAUCGGAGAUCUUCAUACAAAACGGUGAAACGUGCGGAAUGGAAUCAAACUUCAUGGGUUUUACGGGAGAAGCAAAGGCGUUAACGUCGGUGGCGAUAACAUAUAAUCCCUGUUCAACCGUCAACGUGCAAACCCAUAAUAUUGAAUUGUGCAAAACCAUAUCAAAAGAAGGCAAUGCUGAUGAGGGCGAAGGAGGCGCUAUGACACCAACAAACUGUGACUCGGUAGAAGUGAUUGUACCAAACACAAAUGAAUCUAGCACUGGUCAAGAGGAGGAUAUCAACAGUGCUACUGCCACUGGCUCGUAUAACAAUGUCGAUCGAACGUUAGGUGUUCAAGUUUGAUGCUGAUGGCAAAAGGGAAUGUCUAACUCGUGUCUCUCUCAUUAUCUGUAUCAUAUGCUUCAUACUUACACAAUUUACGCCUAAUCCAUCGGUAUUGUUAAUUUUUCCUUUUUAAGAAUCGAUCGAAGAUCCUACUAUUUUUUUUUAGAAUUAUUAGUUUCAGUUGUAAUGUCGCGAUGGUAUAAGGUAAAGAUCAAGUUUAAAAUUACUUUUAUGUUGUAACAUGACACUUCUCCAAAUUUUCACUGUUCUAAAAUGGCAACCCCCAUUUUUUUAAAUGCCCUUUUAUGACUAAAUUUCGUUUUUUCCAAUAAUGUCUUGAGGGUAGCAUUGCUUGAUCGAAUCAGAUCCAACGAUGAAUCAAACUGGCACAGUGAAUAGAACGUUUUGUGGUGAGGCGAAUCAUAAUUGUUACGUUAGUUGUUGAAUGCUGGCAUCAAAUAUCUGCCGUCAAAUUUAGAAAUAUAACCGAAAGGUAUGCAUGCUUUCGAAUGUAGCAUGAAUGGUAUUGCUCGCAAAAUCGUUCAGCUUUUGAUGAUGCGAGUGGUUUGAACAAAGGCGUUAAAAACCAAAAGUCUAAAUGUUGAGGAAGGUUUACAGAAAAUCGUCUAAUAUGCCUGGAUGGAAGCUGUAAUUCACAAGGCUAAUGCUAAAAAAAUGUUGUUAAUCUGCGCCAGCGUCAACCUACGAACAUCAGCUAACUCUGUUUCUUUUAUUUUGUUGUAAAAAAAUAUAGGGUAACCAGUGCGCGUAGGAAUGCAGAUGCUUUGAAAAUUAAAUCGAAACGUGCAAUAGCGAAAAAUGUAUGAACUUUGUUAUAUCUGAA
Anopheles darlingi is the source of this 7529-nucleotide messenger RNA. It is a transcript of the gene kibra, whose product is annotated as protein kibra. The transcript has 9 exons. Gene Ontology annotation, biological process: negative regulation of organ growth; regulation of hippo signaling; regulation of DNA-templated transcription. The record is from RefSeq and is a predicted model, not a curated record. NCBI's taxonomy places the organism in Eukaryota, Metazoa, Arthropoda, Insecta, Diptera, Culicidae. Bases 2855 to 6703 code for a protein of 1282 amino acids. Gene Ontology annotation, molecular function: molecular adaptor activity; kinase binding. Gene Ontology annotation, cellular component: cytoplasm.